AUGGAUUUGAAUACCAAAUUGCAUGCUGACUCUGGUGCUUUAUUGCCUGCUUCUGAGUCUUAUAAAAGUCUGGUAGGCAAAUUGCUCUUUCUCACCCAUACAAGACCUGAUAUUUGCUUUGCUGUUCAACAUUUAAGUCAAUUUCUAAAAUCCCCAAGGGUUCCUCAUAUGGCUGUUGCUCGUCUUGUGCUAAGAUAUCUCAAAGGCACUAUGGAUAUUGACAGUGACUGGGCAACUUGCCCUGACACCAGCAGGUCUGUCACUGGUUUCUGUAUUUUUCUGGGGAACAGUCUGGUCAGUUGGAAGUCCAAAAAGCAACCCAUUGCUUCCCUCUCUUCUGCUGAAGCUGAGUACAGGGCUUCGAGCAAAGUGGUUGCUGAAUUGACUUGGUUCUCUAGGUUAUUGGCUGAUUUUGCUGUGCCUAUUAUGGUUCCUUUAUCUAUUUUUUGUGACAAUCAGGCUGCCUUCCAUAUAUCUAAGAAUCCAGUCUUUCAUGAACGGACAUAA
This is a messenger RNA of Nicotiana tabacum (common tobacco), 507 nucleotides long. The record is from RefSeq and is a predicted model, not a curated record. Lineage: Eukaryota; Viridiplantae; Streptophyta; Magnoliopsida; Solanales; Solanaceae.